CUACCUCCACAUCUCCAGCUCUAAACCCGAGGUCGACAGCUAGCUCUAUCAGACAUGUAUCACGAGUAACGGAUGACACCUUGUUUCAUUCAUUCUCUUUCGACCAGUCUUAAUAUUCUGUAUCUCUUCUACAGCAAUAGCACCAAGGCCACCACAUUUUCAGCAAACCACUGAAGAACUUUAGCUGGCUCCAGACAUGGUCAUCCAUUUGGAACCGAAGUCGCUGUACGCCACGCGUGGCAAUGAUGCAGACGAGAAUGUUAGAGUCCGAGAUCAGCUUGCGCCUGAGACAGAUCAGUAUGGCUACAGAAUCAGGGAGCAGCCCAUGGGUACGAAGAGGAAGAUCAAAGUCAUUCUGAUGGGCGCGGGUGCUUCAUCGCUCAACUUCUUCAAGAAGGCUGAAGAAGAUAUGGAAGAACUGGAAAUGGUCUGCUAUGAAAAGAAUCGCGACAUCGGCGGAACUUGGCUGGAAAACCGAUACCCUGGCUGUGCCUGCGAUAUACCCUCAGUCAACUACCAGUUCUCGUGGAAGAUCAAACUGUGGUCGCACUACUACUCAUAUGCACCUGAGAUCUGGGAGUACCUCAAGUCUAUCGAACGCGAGAAUGAUUUCAUCCAAAAGUACAUCAAACUACGGCAUCAGAUCGAACACGUCGAAUGGGACGAUGAAGCUGGGUUGUGGCGACUCAAAGUGCGCAGUCUUGUCACGGACGAGGUCUUCGAUGACAGUGCAGAGUUCUUCGUCAACGCAGGUGGGGUCUUGAACAACUGGAAAUGGCCUGACAUACCCGGCUUGAAGACAUUCAAGGGCAAGCUGAUGCACUCUGCACAUUAUGAGGAGGAUUACGAUCUCGCCAACAAACGAGUGGCGGUCAUAGGAGCCGGUAGCUCGGGCGUGCAAAUUGUUGCAGCAAUACAACGGAAAGUCCACCACCUGUAUCACUGGGUGCGUUCGCCGAUCUGGAUAACAGCAGGCUUUGCGCAGACAUGGGCUGGCAAGAAUGGCGCGAAUUUCCGUUAUAGCGAAGGACAGCUCAAAUUCCUUCAAGACAACCCAAAGAAAUACAUUGAAUACCGCAAACAGAUCGAAAACGAGCUUAAUCAGCGCUUCAAGUUCAUCAUGAAAGGCAGCGAAGCAGCCCGUGUCGCACGUGAAUAUGCAGACACAGAGAUGCGGAAGAAACUCAACAACAACCCCCGCCUCAUCGAAAAGAUGAUCCCAAAGAACUUCAACCCCGGCUGUCGUCGACCCACCCCGGCACCUGGCUACCUCGAAGCCCUCGUCUCACACAACACGACCACCUUCACCGACCCCAUUGGCUGCAUCACAGAAACCGGCUUCAUCGACCACGAAGGCAACGCCCACGACAUCGACGUCAUCCUCUGCGCAACCGGCUUCGACACCUCCUGGCUCCCCCGCUUCUCCUUCAUUGCCAACGGUACCGACCUGCGCACUUUCUGGGGCGGCGAGUCUGGCGUGACAUCGUACCUGAGCGUCGGCAUCCCGACCUUCCCCAACACCUUCUCCUUCUGUGGCCCCUAUGGACCUCUGGGCCACGGCUCCUUCAUGCCGCUCAUCGAGCAGUGGACGCGCUACAUAUUCGCAUGCAUCACCAAGUGCCAGGUCGAAGACAUCAAGUCCCUAACGCCCAGAAUGGACGCAGCCCGGCAGUUCCGCCAGCACGCCGAUCUGUUCUUGCAGCGCACGGCGUGGACGAGUCCGUGUCGAAGUUGGUUCAAGCAGGGUAAGACGGAUGGACAGGCGGCGAUUUGGCCGGGGAGUAGGCUGCAUUUUCUGAAAAUCAUAGAGACGCCUAGGUAUGAAGAUUAUGAGAUCGUGUAUCGGAAUGAGAACAUGUUUGCGUUUCUGGGUAAUGGGUUCGAGACGAGAGAAUUCGAUGGUAGGGACAUUACGAACUACCUGGGGUGUCUUGAUGAUGACGGCAGAGACGUGCAGCCUGACUAUGACAAGAGUCUGUUGGACGUGUUGGGUGGGUUUACGUUGGAUGAGAGUUAUGUGGUGAGAGGAGGGUAGUUGCAGAAGAUGGCGUGGAGGUCUUCGCGUGCUCGAUACCGCAGUUGCAAAGAUAUAGGUUGAAGUGACACAUUGUUUCAAUUGCACACUAAAGAUUUCGCACGUCUCCUCUCAAACAUGCGCAAA
Molecule: messenger RNA, 2161 nt
Organism: Macroventuria anomochaeta
Lineage: Eukaryota; Fungi; Ascomycota; Dothideomycetes; Pleosporales; Didymellaceae
Product: FAD/NAD(P)-binding domain-containing protein
Exons: 2
Coding region: 197-2035 (612 amino acids)
Molecular function (GO): NADP binding; flavin adenine dinucleotide binding; N,N-dimethylaniline monooxygenase activity
Source: RefSeq, a predicted model, not a curated record